ACGGAUUGUCCGAACCAGGACUAUUUCAACUUUAGAUACUUCCUCUAGCAAUGUGAGCGAAAUAUUAAAGAGGAGUGCUCUUCGUCAUUGUGCGUUUUAAAGCAAUCUGACUAAUACAUUUAUUUGUUUUAUCGAUUUUAAGCGUCGGAAGGAACCUGUCACCUCCCUGUUGCAUUGCUAUAAAACCGAACGUGCGAGUCAGUACGGUCACGGAGACGCGCAUCGGACGCGCGCACUGAAGAACUGUGUUAUACGUGGAGGAAACUGUUCACGCACAGCUGAAAGAACAUUGAACAACAUACUCGAACAAUACGACUUUGAAUCGACGUUUACCUUGCGUUUUUAUCCUACUUUAAAGUGCUUUGGGAAAGGAAAAGGAAAGUUACUGGGUGAAACAUGAAAUUUCUCUUACCGGCUGUAGUCCUUUUUCUUGUUUUGUGCCAAGUUUUUGGAGAAGAAUUGGGUCCAAAAGAAGACCUUGAUUAUUGGACAGGCAACAAUCAGGUACAGGAUGAGUGGAUUCAGGCGGAUCCCUUCAGAGAGAUACUAAGACGUAUGACGAGGAAACCCCGACCUCAUCAGUUCAUUGGUCUGAUGGGGAAACGGUCCUCUGCAAAUGCACAGAUUACACGAAAAAGGCAUAAAAUCAAUUCUUUUGUGGGGCUGAUGGGUAAAAGAAGCCAAGAAGAGCCAGAAUAUGAAUGGGGAACAGUACAGAUCUACGACAAAAGACGUUAAUGGCUAAAAUGGAUCAUCGUCACAUCCGCUUCCUUACGGAUCAUUUCAUUAUGUGAUACUCAUUUUUUUUCUUUCUUUUUUUUAUUCAGGUCAGAAAUAAACAUUCUUAUUUCACAUUGUGAAAUAUGGCCACACCUGUGCCAGUUUAUUUAUGUCAGACAUUUCAAAACGGUUCAGCUGUGAUCAAACGUGUUUGUCACAACAUCUUUCCCGAUGUUGUGGAGCAUUAAAGCAAAGCGUUGUCCAUUCUAAGGUACUCAGAGAUUUGUGCUGAAAAUGUCAAUUUUAGUGCCUCAUAGUGUUUUCACUUUUCACCAUGACUGAUGAUGUUAUAAUACAGACAGUCCGGGUGUGAUGUCAUCCUGCGCAUGUCUUGUCACUGCUAUAAGCAAAGGUUUUGCUAUCUUGAUAUCUCUGUGUGAUUGUAGCUUGAUAUUAAAAAUAUUUUCUUUA
Molecule: messenger RNA, 1191 nt
Organism: Rhinichthys klamathensis goyatoka
Lineage: Eukaryota; Metazoa; Chordata; Actinopteri; Cypriniformes; Leuciscidae
Gene: tac1
Product: tachykinin precursor 1
Exons: 5
Coding region: 397-738 (113 amino acids)
Biological process (GO): tachykinin receptor signaling pathway
Source: RefSeq, a predicted model, not a curated record